Laetiporus sulphureus 93-53 is the source of this 953-nucleotide messenger RNA. RefSeq lists its product as uncharacterized. Lineage: Eukaryota; Fungi; Basidiomycota; Agaricomycetes; Polyporales; Laetiporaceae. The transcript is spliced from 2 exons. The record is from RefSeq and is a predicted model, not a curated record. Bases 99 to 665 code for a protein of 188 amino acids.
CGCAGUAUUUCGCAGUACGGUUCUCUGGAUUUCUUUCAGCAGCUGUCAUUGUGCGUAAAAGCAGUGGCAGACUAUUUCAAUUUUGAUCGUACAUACGCAUGGCCCUCGGGGAAGGGCCUGUGCUUGCUCUCGGUAAGCUCGCGUGGCGUAAUUGCUCAGUUUCACCAUAUGGCGCGUUGUCUUGGCCAGGCGGCGGCUGCGUGCCUACGCAGAACAGACAGCUUCCAAUAGCUAUAAUCAAGAGCGCGAGUAGUAUGAUCAAAGUCGAAACGGUUUCAACUGUCUCUGUGCACACUGCACGAGAACUAUGGUGGAGUCAUCUAGUCACCACUAGUUUUGUGCGGUGGCAAAGCUGGACGGUUGGAACUAGAGUACGGGGAUCUUUUGAAUGGCCUGUGCGCAUUCUGAGGGACAACGACAGCGAGAACAUUGAAGUUUCUUGCUGUCUUGAUCAUUUUGGCUCGUCUGCACGGGCGCUGAAGAAGCUAGCGUGGAGAAAAAUUGCCUGGUUUGAAAAGUGUGGCAAAAAUCCGUGGCAGCCCAACUCCGUAACCCCAUCGGUGUUGACAAUCUGUCGCUUCAGUCAUUGGAAGGGAGUGCUGCUACUAGGGAGACAAGUCAUCGGUAAAACUGCGGUGGCGGGAACAGCCCGGAGGCCGGUAUAGUGACGUGACAGGCACGGAAUCGCGGCCCGCCUACACGCCUACGCGAGGAAUGCCGAGAGAUCAGCUUGACCUGAAUAUGAUGAUGCCUUGAAGUUGCAUGGUUCCUCAAAGUUUUUGCCGCGACAGCAUCUUAUUUGCUUGGCUCGGAAGCGACGUCUCCGCCCUGUAAUGUAUCAGUGGCAUCAGUGACCGGUCUAUGCAACGUGCUAACUCUGACUUAACACAAUUUGUAGCCUACUCUUAUGCACUGUUCUUAGCUCCUUUCAGCGCUCAAAGAUAGAACAUGAA